AUGGCCCCGGCCUCCGCCUCCGCGGCCCCUCCCGUCGGCGCGCGCUGCGCCGUCUGCCGCGGCGUCGACAUCUCCGUCCCCCACCAGGCCAACUGCUCCCACUGGUUCUGCGGACAUUGCAUCGUGGGGGUGUGGCUACAAGGAUCUGUCCUUCGGCCAUCCAAUUGCCCUGUUUGUCGUCGCCCCAUAACGCUGCUGGUACCUUCUGAAGCUGCUUCCCUGCUGCGUGAUGAGCCAGAAAUCGCUCCUGUCAUGAACCGAAUUGAGCAGUACAAUGGCCGUUUUGCUGGAGUACCUCACAGUAUGAUUCAGUGGUUGCUGGACCAGCCCUUUUACAUGAGGAGGAUGCUGGCAGAAUUCAGAGACACACGCCAAGAACCUCCCUCCUCCUUCAAAAUCCAAGUCGCAUUGGCAGCCACCCUCGCUCUGGUGUACCUCGCGAGCCCUAUUGACCUUUUCCCUGAAGCUUUCCUGGGGUGCCGUGGUCUGCUGGACGACAUCCUGGUGCUCAUCGUCGCGUACGCCUUCAUCUCCGCCGCCUACCGGGACAUCCUCGUUGCCCGACACGCCACAUGAACUGGUUGGUUGGUAUGAUGCCAGCAGUUACUGACUGACGGAUACAGGGAACUGAACUUGGUGAAAGCAACAUAGUGAGUGAUGUGUACAGCAUAUAUGCUUUGACUUUGGAUGGUAAUCUCGUUCUGGUAGAUACGUACGCACGAUCCGUCGGGCCCAAGCUAUAUUGCUGGGUUAGGGUCUUGAGUUCGAGAUUCAUAUGCCAUGCUCGUGUCCGAAUGGUCAAAUGUUAGGUCAGGAGAUAUAUAGUUAGAUCUCUUUGACGGUAUGCGUGUUUCGUGGAUGACUUGUAACCAUCCCAGCUCAUGCCAUAGUGCUACAGUUGGAUCUUAGGGAUCGUCUCCCUGGAUCGAGCACAUGCCAUUGUAAUGUUGAAUGACAGUAUAAUGUCCAAAUAUUGGUAGAUAGUGCUACUGCCCUAUGCUGUAAGCCAGAUAGUUGGUUAGUUGUAUUUUGUCAGAUUGAUUGCAUUCCAAAGUUGAACCUGA
Molecule: messenger RNA, 1064 nt
Organism: Triticum dicoccoides
Lineage: Eukaryota; Viridiplantae; Streptophyta; Magnoliopsida; Poales; Poaceae
Product: E3 ubiquitin-protein ligase RNF170-like
Exons: 5
Coding region: 1-576 (191 amino acids)
Molecular function (GO): ubiquitin protein ligase activity; metal ion binding
Source: RefSeq, a predicted model, not a curated record